This is a messenger RNA of Ogataea philodendri, 1017 nucleotides long. RefSeq lists its product as uncharacterized. Lineage: Eukaryota; Fungi; Ascomycota; Pichiomycetes; Pichiales; Pichiaceae. The transcript is spliced from 4 exons. Bases 1 to 1017 code for a protein of 338 amino acids. The record is from RefSeq and is a predicted model, not a curated record.
AUGUCUUUGGAAGAAGCAAACUCAGACCCCAAAGAGGAAAGGAAGCUGGACGUGUCGCUGCCGUUAAGUUCGAGCAGAACUUCGUUGAAAAGAGACGAUGAGGUUCCGAACACGAAUCCGGUGUUGUCAAAGCCUCCAAUACAGGUAUCGUUGACGGGCUUACCGUUGCUGACGUUGGUACCGAUAUACUCGAGGUCGGUGAACGAGUACAGAGUUGGGUCCCAGGAACCCAUCUCGAAAGGAUUGAUCUCGAAAACAGUGGAGUUCUCGGAGAUGAUUUCCGUGCCCGGAGUUCUUCCGUCGAUUAGGGAAAAACUGGUGAGACAGAGCUCUUCCCCACGGAUCCGUAAGAGUGAUGUCAUAACCGGCAUCUUUCUUGGCUUCAAUGUCGUCACUGAUGGAACUCCAGUACCCAAGGGUGUGGAACAGUCCGCCGCUGGAGAGAAUGGAAUCCUCAAGGUCCCAAAUCGCAUUGUCCUGGCCGUUCUGGUCCAGAAUGUCCUGGACCGAGGUCCAGUUGUUGAAAGCCAACGAGGAAAGGAACCAAGAACCACCAGACAGACCGGCGAUGUACGAAACAGAAGAGAGAAUAGGCACACCAUGGUCGUAGCAGCCGUCGCCUAUACGUGGGGUGCUGAGAAUAGAGGAGUUUGUUUUACUCUCCUCACUCAAAGUGUCGAGGAAGUCGUCAGUAUCAAAGUCUGUGAGGUUGGCGAGCUUCAAGAACCACCGAAGGUUGGUGUUUGUGAUGUUGUCACGUUCCUCGAUCCAAUCUGCUUCGUCGUCGCUCAAACUGGUAGCAGCACGAAUAAGACCGUGUCUGGUGUCUGUGUUGUAAUCAGAUUCAUUCAAGUACGAAGGGCACUUGACCUCUCCCGGGGCAUACGAGUCUGUUGGAGACCAGGCGUUGGCCACGGCCAACAAGAAGAACAGAGUGAAACGCAUAAACAAAAAUUUAUUGCUUUGAUUUACAAAUUUCGGAUCCCAAGCCACCAACCGAAGGCAGACCGAAAUUAG